AAGUUGCUUGCGUAUAAAAUUGAGUGGGCUUUGAGCUAGAGGCAACAGUUUGUUUAGCGACUUAGAGCUUAGCAUGUUACAAUUGCAACUUUGUCUAUUUGCCUUGGUGGGCAGCUGCGCUGCUGGCAGCUUGGAGUGGCCUGCUGAGCUGGUGUCGCUUAGCUCCAGCAAAUCCUUGCAGUCAGCGCCAAGCAGUGAAUCCGCUGAGCUGCAAGCCGAUAACAGCGCCAGCGCUCAAGCUGAGCCAGCGCCCGAGCUAACAUCAGAAAACAGCGCGAGUGCUCAAGCUCAAGAUGCUUUGGAUGCUUCACAGCUAUCUGUGGCCUUGCCGCUGCCUUUGGUGCUUGCCGCACGCGCUGGACUGCGCACUGUGCUGACCAUAGCCGAACCCACGUCUGUGCAGCUGGGCGAACUGGUGGAGCAUGUGCCCACAGCAGUCUCGCAUCAAAGCCAAACCAUUGUGCAUGAUCAUCGUCGUCUGGUGACGCCCAUUGUGGCACCUGGAGUGCGCACCACACAGCUAGUGCGUCAGCAGUCGCCUUGGCUAUGGACGCUGUCCGCUGAACCGCAGUCGCCGUCACAGACACAGCCACGUCUGCUGCUGCUCAGAAACAGAAACUAAAAAAAAAUGCGCGCACUCAAGCUGCAAAUCAAAGCCAAAGAAGAAAUUUAUGCCUUACGAAAAGAAAUUUUAACUCCUUUACUAUCUCACUCUAGCUGCUGCCAUUUUCUAUUCACAAGCUCUAACUUAACUAUCUUUAAUUUUUUCUUCUUUCUGGAAUAAAGCAAUUCGCAUUUACAAUCAA
Molecule: messenger RNA, 806 nt
Organism: Drosophila busckii
Lineage: Eukaryota; Metazoa; Arthropoda; Insecta; Diptera; Drosophilidae
Gene: retinin
Product: retinin
Exons: 2
Coding region: 74-622 (182 amino acids)
Source: RefSeq, a predicted model, not a curated record